This is a messenger RNA of Durotheca rogersii, 1350 nucleotides long. Its product is annotated as UBC-like protein. Bases 1 to 1350 code for a protein of 449 amino acids. The record is from RefSeq and is a predicted model, not a curated record. Lineage: Eukaryota; Fungi; Ascomycota; Sordariomycetes; Xylariales; Xylariaceae. The transcript is spliced from 8 exons.
AUGGCGGACCAGUCAAUCAUCCGCAUCACCAAGGAAAUCGGCGAGCUUCAGAAGAGUUCAGACCUUUCUCUCGCUGUAGCCUUUCGUGAUCGCGAUGUCCGAAAUGUCAGAGCCUUGAUUAUCGGCCCUCACGAGACCCCAUAUGAGUUUGGCUUCUUCGAGUUCUCUGUCAAGUUUAACAAAGACUAUCCCCGCAAGUCUCCCAGCGUCACCGGAAUAACCACGAACAGCGGACGUUGCCGAUUCAAUCCCAACAUCUAUUCCUCAGGAAAGGUGUGCUUGUCCAUCCUGGGAACAUGGAGGGGAGAGCGAGGAGAGGAGUGGUCUGCUGCUCAGGGUUUGGAAUCAAUUCUUCUCUCGAUACAAAGCCUCAUGUCGUCGAACCCGUACGAGAACGAGCCCGGGUUUGAGGAUGCGAAUGAGUUGCAAGACAAAAAGAACCAGAAGGAUUAUGUUGCAAAGAUCCGCCAUGAGUCACUGCGCAUCUCCGUCAUCCAGCGGCUAGAGGAAUACUUAGGGAUUAACAACACAAGCGCCAUAUCGCAGCAAUCGCCAGAGCAACGAGAUUACGACCUCGACAUAGAUGAUGACGUCGAGGUUGAUGAUGCUAGUAUUCCCUGGGAGCCGUUCAAGGACCUUUGCAAGCGUCGUUUCCUCUGGUACUACGAUACGUACUUGGAGUCUAUCAAAAAAGCGAAAGAAGAAGUUAAAGAUGACCAAGCCUUUGUGCGCAUGCCAUUCGAAGGCGCAUCAAACUCGAUGGAAGGGAAAUUUAACUACACGGAACUCGAGCAGAGAAUACGUCGAAUCAAGAAAGCGAUAGAUGCGGAGUCGGAUCGGUGGGCGGUAGAAGGAGGCUCGGCCAGGACGAAGGAUGCAACAGUAGCCGUCAACCUCGCGCGGCAAUUUGAGCAGAUCAAGGAAUCCUUCAAGCGCAGCGAGGUCCCCCACAAUAUUGAGCUGGUGGAUGGAAACCCCUUCGUGUGGAGCUUCACUCACUUUGGCAGACCCAUGACGAACCUGGACGGGGGCAUGUUUCGCAUUCAGCUGAACUUCAGCCCCCGUUUCCCUGAAGAGCAGCCGAGAGUCAAGUUCCUAACGCCGAUAUUCCAUCACCGAAUCGCAGCAGACGGCACGCCGUGCUACUUUCCGAAUCCUAGCCGUCGAGAAGAUGUUAGGCAGCACAUUGAUGCCAUCAUUGAGGCACUAGAAGAGGAGCAGCCUCCUUACGACCCGAGAACGCUAGUUCACCCCGAAGCUCACAGGCUAUACUGGGGCAACGCGGACCAGCGGAAGGUGUACAACAGACAGCUACGUCGAUCUGUGCAGCGAAGUAUGGAGGAGAUCUAA